Molecule: messenger RNA, 1788 nt
Organism: Orbicella faveolata
Lineage: Eukaryota; Metazoa; Cnidaria; Anthozoa; Scleractinia; Merulinidae
Source: RefSeq, a predicted model, not a curated record
CUUUAUGUUCAUAUUUCAAAACAUGCACAAACCUUACUGUUUUGUCUCUUUGUCCAGGAUGGAGACUUCACAUUUAAGAAGACCCGAUUCCUGGCACAACCAUCAAAAAAAGCCAAUUGUCCAGCAAGGUUAAAAUUACGAGAUGUCAUCGCAUUUCCACAAAUUGAAAAGGAUAGCAAACAUGAGAGGUCAAAAGCAUCUAAAAGAUUGAGGGAAGAUAUGGCCAAAGGAAAUGUGACAUCUGAGCGGAGAAUUUACAUAGAGUUUCCGACUCAGACAGACCAUGCACAUCAUCUCAUAGGAGAGGGAAGUGGCCUAUUUCAGCUUGUGGAUGAAAGGAUUAUCAGAAAAAUUGAUGAGCUGGUUAAUGUGGGAGUUAAAGACACCCGUGAGAUGCGGAGACACCUUGAUGUCUUUGUAAAAAAUGAAAUAAUAUCGGAGGAUGACAUCCAGCCACCUCCUUCAAACCGAAGGUUUUAUCCUAAGCUAAGUGACAUAAGAAGCCAUAUGUACCGGGCAACCAUGAAACACAGAUUCUCUUAAGUUGAUAAAGAGAAUGUGGCUGAAAAAAUCACCAUUGGAAAGCGUCUAACCCAGAAGACUUCUUCCACUUCUGCCCAUAUGGAGGGGCCCCUUCUGGGGAAGGUGAUAAGGAAGAGGAUAUCCAAACCCUUCUAUUCAUCCAUCAAACUGCAUGGCAGCAUAGACUCCUGGAAAGAUAUGGCAAUGACAUGUGUUUACAGGAUGCUACAUACAAAACAACCCGCUACUCUUUGCCUUUGUUUUUCCUCGUGGUGGGCACAAAUGUCGACUACCAGGUAGCUGGAUCAUUUGUAGUGCAAAAUGAAACAUCCCAUUGCAUUAAAGAGGCCUUGCAACUUCUUCAAAAUGAAAACCCUGGUUGGAACCCAAAAAACUGCAUGACUGACAACUGUGAACAGGAGAUAACAGCUUUGGAAGAUAUAUUUCCAGGUACUAUUGAGUUGUAGAGCCUUAAAGAAUUAUAGAAUGUAAACUAUAAAACUGUGUAGGGUAUAUUUGCUCUUGGAAUACCAUUUUCAGAAUAUGUCCCACAAUUGUUGUGCUCUAACUAUUCUCUUGCAGUAGAUAUAAUUUCUGUCCAGCAACUACAUAUAACUAAAAAUAGUUUAUUAGAGGCUGAACAUCAUCCAGUUGGAUUAUGACUACUUAACAGCUCUUUCCCAAAGAAAUUCAGGUUCUUGUCACUCAGAAGUAACAGCACUGACUUCUUGGCAAGUCCACAUGAGAGACAAUAGUUUGGACAAGAGCAGGUCUGAAACUAUUAAUCAUUUGCCAGAUAUGCUAAAUUAUUGAAUUGCAGGGUGCACAGUCUUUCUGUGUGAUUUCCACAGAGAGCAAGCUUGGGAAAGGUGAACAGCCAAAGCAACAAAUGGAGUAUCACCUAUCAAAGAUGAAGUACUUGCAAAAUUUCGGCUUAUGGCAAAUUGAGAGACAGAGAAGAUUUACCAGGAAAGAGUGUGCUCCUUGAAAAAAUCCAAUUUCUGGAAGGAAACCAAAAUCUACAGGUGUGCUUUGAAAACCACUGGUUAAAAGAGCACAAGGUCAGUGCAAGUUAUGUACAGAGAAACUAGCAACUGCUAUUAUAAUUACUCUUGCUUGGCCUUAGAUAAUACAAGGUUUAUGUUGUCUUUGGAGAUUUGGAAAUCUUUAAUAUGUCACUCUUGUUGUCAUUUCAAACCUUUCAUUUUCUAGCGCUGGGUAAAAGCAUUCCGGAAGGAGAUCUCCAUUCACACAACAAAUGGUGUA